AUGAGGCACUGGCUGCUGCUGCUCGCUGCGCUGGUGGGAGCCGUGCUCCCACUGCCCCUGCACAAGAGGGUUGACUACUCGGUCCAUGACGAUUUACAAGCCCCGCUGCGGCUCCCACGGCCGCACUUUGGCCUGGUGGAUGAUUAUGGCAUUAGACCAAAGCAGCCCCACUUCAGGAGCCAGGCAACGCAGGCACAACCUGCAUGGCUGCGCCGCGCUGGCAAAAGCAAGCGCGACCAACUCGACCUGUCGGAGUACUACUACGACAACCGCCUGUGA
Molecule: messenger RNA, 279 nt
Organism: Tinamus guttatus (white-throated tinamou)
Lineage: Eukaryota; Metazoa; Chordata; Aves; Tinamiformes; Tinamidae
Gene: FREY1
Product: Frey regulator of sperm-oocyte fusion 1
Biological process (GO): sperm-egg recognition; fusion of sperm to egg plasma membrane involved in single fertilization
Cellular component (GO): endoplasmic reticulum membrane
Source: RefSeq, a predicted model, not a curated record